This is a messenger RNA of Lindgomyces ingoldianus, 195 nucleotides long. RefSeq lists its product as uncharacterized. The coding region runs from base 1 to 195 and encodes 64 amino acids. Lineage: Eukaryota; Fungi; Ascomycota; Dothideomycetes; Pleosporales; Lindgomycetaceae. The transcript is spliced from 2 exons. The record is from RefSeq and is a predicted model, not a curated record.
AUGUCAACCAACUUGGCGCAAAAUCGCAAAGAUGAGGUUUUCGUUCACGGCGAUACUCAGAGCAGCGGAGUUAAUUGGCUGCCAUCCAGGUUGCCGAAGCUGGGCAUUCACAACUUCAGGCUCGGCUCUGGGCAUCACCGGAGAGUCGGCUUGAUCAUACUAAAUCUAUACGUGCUCCUUAACUCCACCCGUUGA